Messenger RNA from Trifolium pratense (red clover), 2883 nucleotides. Its product is annotated as putative FBD-associated F-box protein At5g22720. The transcript is spliced from 5 exons. NCBI's taxonomy places the organism in Eukaryota, Viridiplantae, Streptophyta, Magnoliopsida, Fabales, Fabaceae. Bases 159 to 1664 code for a protein of 501 amino acids. Gene Ontology annotation, molecular function: protein binding. The record is from RefSeq and is a predicted model, not a curated record.
UUAUUUAUUUAACCCAGAUAAGAAAACUUUUUUUUCUUUUUGAUAAAACCCAGAUAAGAAACCUUAGAAACACUUGGAUUCAACCAUUUUCUCUGAGUCCUUGCUUCAGCGAUCCAAUCCAUCGGAGAAGAAUUUGCAACUCCACGGCGACAGCGAGAAUGUCUGAUUCUCACGAAGAAAGCUUGAUGACUCUAGAAAAUAUGAAGAAAAGAAAGCAAAAUGAUGACAUGCUGAGUGACUUACCCGACUGUGUUCUCCUUCACAUUCUGUCAUUUUUGAACACCAAACACGUCGUUCAAACUUGUGUUUUGUCUAAGAGAUGGAAACAUCUCUGGAAACGUAUUCCUAUCCUUAUAUUACAUUCUUCAACAUUUUCUACUGUUAAGCGUUUUACCAAAUUCGUGUCUAAGAUUUUGACUCUUCGUGAUACUUCAACUGCACUGCACAUUCUCGAUCUUAAACGUGGUGGUGAUAUUGAGCCUCAACUCCUUAAAAAGAUUUUAAACUAUGUUUCCUCCCAUAAUACCCAACUCCAGGAAUUAGGAAUCUCUGUGUGUGGCGAUAAAAGUCUCAUCAAGAGCUGUGUUUCUUCAUGUCAUGCUCUUACAUCUCUUAAGCUUUCAGUUUACCCUAGAGGUAGUAGUGGUACACCAAAUUAUACACCAACAUUAUUUCCAAUAUCUUUUGAUUUGCCUUUAUUGACCAGCUUAGAUCUAGAAAAUUUUGCCUUUUGGGGCGGUGAAAGCGGUUAUGUUGAGCCCUUUUCUGUCUUUACCAAGUUGAAUAGUUUGGUUAUUUCUAAUUGUAAGGUAAUUGAUUCUCCAGUCAUCAACAUAUCAAGUGAGACACUUGUCAAUUUAGCUGUAACAUGUCCUUUGGAAAAAAUAAAUGUAGAUAUACAAAAUAAUUCAUCCAACUUUGCCGAAAUCAAGCUAUCUACUCCAAAUCUUUGUACCUUUACUUUUAAAGGUGAACUUUUUCAAAAAAUAUGUGGGGACGGACUUUCUUCUGUUAAACAAGUAAAUAUCGAUGAUUCACGACAAUUUUAUGCUUCGGUAAUGCAUGGUUUGGUUCUAUUCAGCUGGCUGCGUGACUUUACCGAUGUAGAAUCAUUGACAGUCACUUCAACUUCUCUUCAGAUUCUCUCCUUAGUUCCUGAUUUAUUGGAGGCUAAGCUCCAUUCUUUAUGUAACUUGAAGUCAUUGGAAGUAGAAUUGAUACCACUUUAUGAUGGAUCUUUAUCCCGAUCAAUCAAAGAUGCCAUGUUAAAGAAAGCUGCAGCCAAGGUUCAUAAAGAAGUUGCGAAGUUAAGCAAGGCAUUUAUAGCACGUUUGAAACCACCUGCCAUUCCCGAUGGAAUAGUUGAUUUCUUACGACAAAACUCGCCGUCAGCAGAAAUUAACAUCUCAACAGAUUUCCCGCAUGUUUUAAAUCUUAAGCAGGUUGCAGAAUCUAUAAAGGGAGCAAAGAUUGUCAAGUAUCGGCCGCGAUACGCUGCACCUGGCUCCUCCUCUACUGCACCUGCUUCUGCCGCUGCUCCUGCUUCUGUUGCUGCUCCUGCUUCUGUUGCUGUGCCUGCCUUUGCUGCACCUCCCAACCUUCAUCUCUAUUGCGGUGAAAAGGAUGGUAAAUCAUCAAAUGAAGACAAGGUAGAGAAGCAUUAACCUAACUCCAACUCUCUAGAUAAUGGGCAGUGAAGAGUUCUCAUAUUGCCUUACAAUACAAUGCCUUUUGUUUGAACCUUUUCUUUGGAUAUCAGGUAAGUGACUGGAAAAAAUUGUAAUUUGGCUAGCUUUUCUGAAAUAUGUUUGAUUUGACGCAUUUUGUAUAUCACAUGAACUCUUCAUUUGAGGUCCAUGAAUUUCCUCUAGCUGGUAUUCUCCCAACUGUAAAGCCAAUUUGUAAUGUGCGGUUAUCUUUUGUUUUUGGGAACCUUCAUGAAUCAUUUUAUUGCUAGUGGACCUCGUUUAUCGAUGACUUUUGAUUUAGUGCUAUAAAUUUGUUUUUUGGUCAUGAUAGUUCAAAGUUUUCUUUAAUAUAGCUUGUACUGAAGAGUACAUUGUGUAUAUUCUAAUUUUGUUGAUACGACUUUGUUUCUAGUGAAUUAAGGAGUCCAAAUUGCAUUAGUGUUGAACAACCACUUUUGACAUGAUUGAGUAUUAUAAAUACCUUAAAGGUUCCUAUCUAAUGAUUAAGAUUAAGAGAAUAUAGGAAAUGAUAUUUCUGAAUUUAUCUGAUUUGAUACAAGUGUCCUAAGGCACAUGUUAAGGAAGGAAAGAUAGAAAUUUUAUCUUAAAAUUUGUGUUAAAAAUGACAAUUCCAAACCUCUUAAAUAAUGAAUACAGAAUUUCAAAAAUAAAAUUUCUAUUUUUGAUUCUUUAACUUGUGUCCUUAGGACACUUAUUAGCAAUUUCUUAAAAUGUUAUGAAAUGAGUGACAUGUACAUGCAUGACUUGGCUACCCAAAUGAAUGAGCUUCAUGGUAAAUACUCUAACUCACUCCCAAACAUGUUAUGGCUGACCUGCACCAGAGGGUACAACAUCUAAAGGAAUUGGUACUGCAGACAAAUAAGUAUAUUCAUCUAGCAAAGGAGGAGAUAAUUCAGAAGAGGGAGGAGAUGUUGGCCCUCAAAGAGCAUAUGAAGAUGUUAAAAAAGACCCUUGAUACCCUAGAGCGACAGAUGCACGAAGAGAUCAUUAAGCUGCAGCUAUAGUGUCAAGACAGUUAUAAGUUAUUAUGACAAUUAUAAGUUAUAACCAGGACAAACAUGACUUGAUCCCCUCCCAUAAGUUAUAAUUUUUAUGUGCACACGUAUUUUUUGAGGUUCACACACAUUUUGAGAUGUAAUAUAUUUGGAUUGUUUUAAUCAUAUUAUAUUUAUCA